CAGGAUGCUGGCACUGCAAGGCUGAGUGAGCGAGUGACAGCCCCAUCACAAACCGUCGCUUCGAGCCGAUAAGAGUCGGCACUGGAUGGCUCCGGGCCACACUCUGCCAUGUCGCUGACCGUGGAGGCUGCGUGGCUGUGGCUGCCCGUGAUAGCUGCCCUGGUGAGCACAGGAGCAGCACAGCCCGCCUCGGGAGCGUGCUACACAGAGGUGGACCCCAGGACCGGUGUGUGCAGCAAGGAGCUGCUGCUCGGUCAGAAGACGACCCAGGAAGCCUGCUGCCGGAACCCAACCUUUGGGUUUGCCCAACAAGGGAGGGCAUGCGUUGCGUGCCGGAAGGCGUUCCAGUCGGAGUGGUCUGACUGGUCGCCCUGCAGCGUCUCGUGUGGCAGUGGCGUCAGCUCUCGGUCCAAGGUCUGCAUCGGAACGGGCGCCUGCAACAAAUUACUCCCCUUGGAUCAACGCUUCCAGGUCCGCAUCUGCAACGCGGGCGUCUGUUGCCCAGUGCGAGGUGCUUGGGGCAGCUGGGGCCAGUGGUCUGCCUGCUCCGUCACGUGCAGCGCGGGACAGAAACGUCGCGCCAGAACGUGCGAGGGUGCCCAUGCGUGCGGCGUCCGCUGCGACGGCCCAGCCAGCGAGAGCGUGGCCUGUGAGACCGGACAGAUCUGCCCGACUCACGGAGCAUGGGGCUCAUGGUUGUCGUGGGGCGAGUGCUCCAAGACGUGCCGGGACGACGGCGCCGUGCGGAGGAGGAGCCGUGCGUGCGACAACCCCGCGCCCUCCGUGGCGCCGCUUGGCUCGCAGUGCCCUGGCGCCUCCCAGGAUACGGGGCCCUGCCUGGAUCUGGACCCCUGCCCUGUGGACGGCGCGUGGAGCGCGUGGAGCGGAUGGUCGGGGUGCAGCGUGACGUGCGGGCUGGGCACGAGGGUGCACACCCGUCUUUGCGACAGCCCGGCACCGCGCUACGGGGGCCGGCUCUGCCCCGGCAGCGAGGACGGACGGCAAAGCCAAACCGAGCUGUGCGACUCCCGUCACAUGUGCCCCGCCGACGGCAAGUGGACGGAGUGGUCGUCCUGGUCGACGUGCAAGUCCAAUACGCCGUACGAAAACCGCUGCCGGCACCGCGUGGGCAAGCAGACGAUGCAGCGCUUCUGCGUGGGGCAAGACGAGGAGGGCACGGCGUGCAACGGCGAGGGAUUCGUCAUCCGCGCCUGCUACAACCUGGAAAACUGCACCAUCCGCGAGCUGAAGGUGAAAAAUCCCGAGUGGGGCGAGUGGGGCGAGUGGAGCCUUUGCCAACCCCCGUGCGGCCAGUGCUCCACCAGUGUGCGCCAACGCGUCUGCAAGACGCCGCUGCCUCCCUGGAAAACCGUCAAGCCGGUUGGCGCCAAUGAGAACAUCCCCAUCACGUUCUGGGGAACUCCGGCUGAGGAGUGCCCUCCCCGCAACGACGCGGAGGAGAAGCGGCAAUGCCCUGCUCUGCCCGCUUGUCCCAGGGGCGUGGAUGACGGCUGCAAGGGAGUUCGUCCCAAGCCUACAAAGCCCCACUGUGAUGGGGGCAGCGGGGAUGAGAACGGCUCCGGAGAAAACGCGAGCGACGUGGACUGUGAGAACUAGGAAAUCGACUGCACCACGGGACAAGAUGCAAACCCAUCACCCUGCCUGGAUUGUGCUUCAAAGCAGCACAUUGAUCUUAAGAUAUUCUGGAUCUUUCGGUAAAGUCACGUAGAAGGGAAG
This is a messenger RNA of Lethenteron reissneri (Far Eastern brook lamprey), 1737 nucleotides long. RefSeq names its product complement factor properdin (gene CFP). Lineage: Eukaryota; Metazoa; Chordata; Hyperoartia; Petromyzontiformes; Petromyzontidae. The record is from RefSeq and is a predicted model, not a curated record.